Messenger RNA from Hipposideros armiger (great roundleaf bat), 2814 nucleotides. RefSeq names its product FA complementation group C (gene FANCC). The record is from RefSeq and is a predicted model, not a curated record. The transcript is spliced from 15 exons. NCBI's taxonomy places the organism in Eukaryota, Metazoa, Chordata, Mammalia, Chiroptera, Hipposideridae. Bases 255 to 1934 code for a protein of 559 amino acids. Gene Ontology annotation, biological process: interstrand cross-link repair; nucleotide-excision repair; cellular response to oxidative stress. Gene Ontology annotation, cellular component: Fanconi anaemia nuclear complex.
CGCGCGCGCGCACGCGGCACCACUGCCGAGCGACCGCGGGAAAAUUCCAAAAAAGUCAAAACAAAACAAAAAACCAGUAAGAGGCAAAGCCAAACUUUCAAGCCACAGAACCCGGGCGGUGGCGUCCUUUCCACCACUGCCCAAACUGCUGAAACAGCUCCGGCGUGGACCACCCGAUUGGAUGUGUGCUCACUGUUUCCUUCCGUGCUUGGCAGGCCACUGUGAAGGUACAUCACCUUUCCCCUUUUUCUGAAAUGGCUCAAGAUGCAGUAGAUCUACCUUCUGAUUAUCAGUUUUGGAUGAGAAAGCUUUCUCUAUGGGGCCAGGCCUCUACUUUGGAAACUCAGCAAGACACCUGCCGUCACCUGCCUCAGUUUCAGGAUUUCCUGAGGCAGAUGUACGAAGCUCUGAAAGAGAUGGAUUCAUGCACAGUCAUUGAAAGAUUCCCCACAAUUGGUCAACUGUUGGCAAAAACUUGCUGGAACCCUUUUAUCUUAGCAUACGAUGAAAGCCAGAAAAUUUUAAUAUGGUGCUUAUGUUGUCUGAUUAACAAAGAACCACAGAAUUCUGGGGAAUCGAAACUUAACUCCUGGACACGGGGGUUGUUAUCUCAUAUACUUUCAUCAUUCAGAUUUGAUAUGAAAGAAGUUGGUCUUUUUACUCAAUGUCUUGGGUAUGCACCUGCAGAUUACUAUCCUGGUUUGCUUAAAAAUAUGGUUUUAUCAUUAGUGUCUGAACUCAGAGAGAAUCAUCUUAAUGGAUUUAACACUCAAAGGCGAAUGGCUCCUGAACGCAUAAGGUCCCUAUCACAAGUUUGUAUCCCACUAGUCACUCUGCCAGAUUUCAAACCCCUGGUGGAAGCUCUACUCACCUGCCAUGGAUGUGAACUUCAGGAAAUGCUCUGGCCGGAGUUCUUUGAGGCUGUGAAUGAGGCCUUUUUGCUGAAGAAGAUUUCUCUCUCCAAGUCGGCUGUUAUCUGCCUCUGGCUUCGACAUCUUCCCAGCCUUGAAAAAGCAAUGCUGCAUCUUUUUGAAAAGCUAAUAUCCAGUGAAAGAAAUUUUAUGAGAAGCAUCGAAUGCUUUAUGAAAGAUUCAUUGCUGCCUGAAGCAGCUUGCCACCCUGCCAUAUUCAGAAUGGUUGAUGAAAUGUUCAGGUCUGCACUCCUGGAAACCGAUGGAGCCCCAGAAGUAUUAGCCACUAUUCAAGUGUUUACAUGGUGCUUCGCAGACGCCCUGGAGAAACAAAACACACAGCUGAAGUUCACACUCAAGACCUACUUUCCUUAUGCUUCUCCCUCUCUCGUCAUGGUGCUACUGCAACAUCCGAAAGACAUCCCCCAGGGGCUGUGGCACCAGCCACUCACACAUAUUUCUGAGAUGCUCAGAGAACAAGUUGAAGACCAGACACACGGGUCCUCCAGAGGCCCCUUUGAGAGCUGGUUUGUGUUCGUUCACUUUGGAGGAUGGGCUGAUAUCGCUGCUGAGCAGUUACUGAUGUCAGAGGCUGAACCCCCGGAGGCCUUGCUGUGGCUCUUGGCUUUCAGCUACAGCCCACGUGAUGGGAGUCAGGAGAGAGCACAGACCAUGGCAGAGGGGAAGGCCGUGCUCAGCCGCCUCCUGAAGCUGCCCCGAAGUCCGACGCUCUCGGCCAGAGAUGUGCAUGCAGCAGCUGGAGAGCAAGGUGGGGACCCCAGACUGGCUUCGUGUUCAUGGCUGAUCAGACACCUGACCUUGAACUUCCUGCUCUGGGCUCCUGGAGGCCACGCGAUUGCCCGGGAAGUCAUCGCCCUCAUGGCUCAGACUGAUGAGAUAACCCAUGAGAUUAUCUGCUUCCUUGACCAGACCUUGUACAGAUGGGAUCGUCUCUGCGUGGAAGCCCCAACGUCGAGAAAACUGGCCAGAGAGCUCCUCACAGAGCUACACAUGCGCGUCUAGCCCAGGCCCGUGGGACGUGUGGCUGCCACGUGGGGCCCAGACUCGCUGGGGCAUGUGAUGAAACGCUGGGACCACAUCUCUGUGUGCCGAGCUCCCUCUGUGAGUUGUAACAGUGAGCCAUAAAUAUUUUGGCAAGAUCUGCCAAUACAGAUUUUACACAAUGAGAAGACAGGUUCUUGAGCCCAAACUCAGCUUUAUUCACGAAUGACGGGAUUACGCCUUUAGCAUUCUCUACCUGCUCAACCCAGUGUGAUUAGAGAAUCACACUAAAGGGAAGGCUUGGAUGGGAGAGCAGAUUUAUUUCCUUUUUCCCCCCAUAUCACACCAAGAUGCACAACUAUUACAUGAAUGUUUCAAAGUCUUUUGACCAAGAAAUUGGUCCUGAACCACUGAUCAGUGUAGAAAGCAACUUAGCCCUUUUUCACAGACCUCAUUUUUAGAAGUGUUGUAAUUGAUAUUGGUCUUUUAAUCUACAGAGCUUUGAGAUAAAGCCACACUCUCCUGGGUCCCUAAGAAAUUCUUCAGCAAGGAGAGUUUCCUCGGGGCAUCCCGUGAGCAGGCCAGGGAGCAGGAGAGCCCCCUCAAGCCCAGACGCAAGUGGUGGUGACAGGGACCACGGGUCCCUGGUGGGCACAUGUGCCAGCCCCGCUGUGGAGACAGCACUGCUUAGCAAUGAAGUAAAGCUGGUCGGUGCUAACUCUCCUACCUUUAUAUUUGCUAAACACUGACUGCUACAUAGAGCUUGUAUCGCCUCAGAGGUGGCCGACGGGAGAUAUAGGACAUGAUCUAGAAACACUGGCACAGAUUACAUAUCAGUUGUCUUGUUAAGUGAAAUGGGAAUUGGAAACUUUUAAUAAAGAAUUGGUGACUCCAGGGUUAA